AUGAAAAAAUAUGCACACCAUUCAAGUAGUGCGUUACAUAUAAAUUUUCCAAUGAAGCCAGCAGCAAUGAAAAAGUUCAGCACCAGUCAUUCUUCUCCACUACCACCCAGUGAGCCAGGAGCUCCUAAAAGGUCAGUGCCUGGACCAACUUCUCCGUGGCAUUUUUUAGAUCUCUUGUUGUUUUCGACUCUUCGACGACCGAUGUUUAUUAAUCCGGCCGUUAAAGCUGGAGUAUAUCUUUGCCUAGCUGCCGGCGUAUCUCUUGUCUUCGACUUUGUGAGAGCUCCUCCAACUUACUUUUCUAAUAAGCAAAAUCCGUUCAACAGGUAUUUUGUGAAAGUAGGGUGGGCUUGGACAUGUGGUUGCCUUGCAGCCUUUAUAAUCGUUUCUUCCUUUGUAUAUACGGCUGUUGGCUCUGGCUGUUGGUAUACUGUUACUGGACUUAUCAACUUAAUUCAUGAUUGGUCUGGUCACUGUCAUCCAGCAUCGGUUACCUUGCCUAAUGGACUCCGUCCUAAUCAACGAAUUUCAUGUCAUCGAGCUGGAGGUGUUUGGCUAGGAUUUGAUAUAUCGGGUCACUGCUUCCUGUUAAUCAUGUCCAACUUAUGGAUCAUAGAAGAACUUGGCUUUAUGCAACAUUGGAACAAACUCUCUGAAAUUCUACAGCUACAUAAGAGCAACGAACCGAACCAGUCUACUAAUACAAGUGGAAUUCGUCAUGUUUCUGAACAAGAACUGAACAUAAUGCGCUCAGCUUAUCGAAGAUUAACAUCUGUGAUUCGUCUAAUAUUUUCGUUUACAGCCUGUUUGUCUAUGCUUUGGGAUAUUAUGUUUCUUUCAACAGUAAUCUAUUUUCAUACUAUGCCAUCAAAGCUUUUGGGUACCGCACUUGGUGUCGCUUGUUGGUUCCUAUUUUACCGAGUCAUUUUUCGCAGUUGCCCGACUGGAUAUUGGGGUGGGUUUGCUCCUGGACUACCCGGAGAUGGUCCAAUUAAAUUUGUACUUAAUUAGCUCCUCCAACAAAAUAUGAAUAGUAACUGUUUGUAUAGAAUAUCACAAUUUUCGCAAAUACUUUAGUUUAACGUUUCGGUACUCAUCACUUUUACGUUCUUCUAAGUAUUUUUUUUCAGUAUGUUGUCAUGUUGACUGAUGAAAUCACUGAUUUUGAGCUUUUAUAACCACUCAUAUUGUACUGCCG
Molecule: messenger RNA, 1198 nt
Organism: Schistosoma intercalatum
Lineage: Eukaryota; Metazoa; Platyhelminthes; Trematoda; Strigeidida; Schistosomatidae
Source: the annotation of a GenBank genome assembly